AUGGCCGCCUCCAAAGCACUGCUGGAAACAGCGGACACCGAGAAUGAGCGAUUACUCCGCACCCACCACCGCUCUCUUGCACCCUGCCCCUUCGUAUACGAGACCACUGAAAGUGAUGGUAAGAAGAUUUGGGUUGUGAGCGUCGCACCGAAUAUACCAAUGUAUGAUACUCACGCAGCCGGUCGAGAGAUCCACAUCCAUCCGGAGUUCUUGCUCCCCCAAUUAUCGCAGGUAUACAGCGGUAGUCGCAGUGACCCGAUAAAGCAUUGCAUAAAUCCAAGAAGAUUUCUUUGUGCUGCUGAUCUGGAGGCAUUGCAUCGGUUUUUCCCUGCGGCUAUUGGGGCUCGAGUCUUGAUCUCUGGGUUCAUUAUUAUACUAUUUCGGGACAGGAAGGAUGUCGAAUCAUCGUGGCUUGAGGGAUGUGUACCUUCAUUUGGUCUUCUUCGAUUGGGGUAUGAUAUUGCAGUGCAUUAUCCAAAUGAAGCGGUUCUGGAUAGUGGGAAUGCCGUUUCGGAAUCUCCAGGUAAUCUUGAUUCUAUCACGCCCUUGGGUUUGAAAUUGAAGUUCUCGGAUGGGUCAGAGGGGAUAACUGUUUCCACGCAUGCGUUUGUGGACGUGAAGACUCCAGUGAACCAUUGUAAUAAGGAAACAACCUUGUUUUCCAAAGUCAGAUCUACCUUCUCUCGAGCAACUGCUUUGAAAAUUAAGGAAUGCGUUAAGACGGGAUCAGCUGUGGAUUCACCUCUUGGUAAGAGUGUUUGGUUUGCGAAAGAGCCACAUGAGGUAGGACCACAUGAACAUCUUAUAUGA
This is a messenger RNA of Penicillium malachiteum, 810 nucleotides long. RefSeq lists its product as uncharacterized. Bases 1 to 810 code for a protein of 269 amino acids. NCBI's taxonomy places the organism in Eukaryota, Fungi, Ascomycota, Eurotiomycetes, Eurotiales, Aspergillaceae. The transcript has a single exon. The record is from RefSeq and is a predicted model, not a curated record.